AUGUGUUUGGAAAGCAUAUUCUGGUGGACAAACGAAACAAUAAAUAUUUGGAGUCACAUAUUCGGAUGGAUGUUGUUUUUAGGUUUAACUUUAUACGAUUUAUUAUUAUUAAAUAUCCACGCAUCGUUUACCGAUAAAUUUAUCGUUGGAGUGUUGCUUGCUUGUUUUCAAAUUUGUAUGAUUUUAUCUUCGCUGUAUCACACGUUUUCCUGUCGGUCGGAAAAGGAUUACGAUUAUUAUUUAACAUACGAUUUAUUAGGGAUUAGUUUAAGUUUAUUAGCAAUUUAUUUAUCGGGGAUUUAUUAUGCGUUUUGGUGUCACGUGAUGUGGCAGCGAUUUUAUCUUUCUACGGUUUUUUUAAUUUUUGUUUUUGCUAUGAUAUUACAAAUGCCAAGAUUAAACGUUAGCUCAAAUUUAAAAUUAAUGGUUUUCGUUGCAUGGGGUGCUUACGGUGUAGUUCCUACGUUUCAUUGGACUGUUAUUAUGGGAGGAAUUGCAAAUCCUGUCGUUGAGUUACUCUUGCCAAGAGUUCUUGGAAUGUAUGCUAUUAGUUCAAUGGCUUUUAUCAUAUACAUAACUAAAAUCCCUGAAAGAUUUUGUUCAGGUAAGGUCGAUUUUAUCGGAAGUUCUCAUCAAUGGUGGCAUUUUUUUGUCGUCGGUGCUCUAUAUUAUUGGCAUAAUACUGGUAUUAAAUAUGUAGAAUAUAGAAUGAACCAUGGCUGUUCUACAAAUCUUCAACUGUGA
Pediculus humanus corporis (human body louse) is the source of this 744-nucleotide messenger RNA. RefSeq lists its product as uncharacterized. The transcript is spliced from 5 exons. Gene Ontology annotation, cellular component: membrane. Bases 1 to 744 code for a protein of 247 amino acids. The record is from RefSeq and is a predicted model, not a curated record. Gene Ontology annotation, molecular function: signaling receptor activity. Lineage: Eukaryota; Metazoa; Arthropoda; Insecta; Psocodea; Pediculidae.